AUGGAGGAAGCACAGGAACCACAAAGGGGCGCCAUAAAAACAGCUCUUCGGUGAUGUUGUGCUAGUCACCUCUUACAACAGGAAGAAAUCAUCCAUAUGUACCAUGAGCACCAGGAAGACGAACAUACCGAUUUCCUGUUUUCAAGAGGCGAGCUUUUCUGAUAAAAUCAUGUGGUAUUUGUUGUUACUCGGUUAACAAUUUGAAGGUCAAGGUGGUGUAUAUACGGCAACUGUGCAGAGCGGCCCGGAUCCGUCGUCUUUUAAAUGAUCUGGUAUCAACUGGACUGUCCUUUGUAAGAGGAGGCUGAAUUGGUAUUGACAGAGCAAAAUAUUGGUCAGGAUGCACCGCAGAGGUGUGGGAGCCGGCGCUAUUGCCAAGAAAAAGCUGGCAGAGGCCAAGUAUAAAGAAAGAGGAACGGUCCUUGCAGAAGAUCAGAUUGCACAGAUGUCCAAACAGCUGGAAACCUUCAAAACCCACUUAGAAGAGUUUGCCAGUAAGCAUAAGCAGGAGAUCCGGAAAAACUCCCAGUUUCGUGUGCAGUUCCAGGAAAUGUGUGCUACCAUUGGAGUGGACCCUUUAGCCUCGGGUAAAGGAUUCUGGUCAGAAAUGCUUGGCGUUGGGGAUUUCUAUUAUGAGCUUGGAGUGCAGAUCAUUGAAGUGUGCUUAGCCUUGAAACACAGAAACGGAGGACUCAUUACUUUGGAUGAACUCCAUCAACGAGUACUUAAGGGAAGAGGGAAGUUUGCUCAGGAUGUCAGCCAGGAUGACCUGGUACGAGCCAUCAAGAAGCUAAAGGCCAUGGGCAAUGGGUUUGGGAUGAUCCCCGUGGGAGGAUCUUACCUCGUACAGUCAGUUCCAGCGGAACUGAACAUGGAUCAUACUGUGGUCUUGCAGCUGGCUGAGAAGAAGGGCUAUGUAACAGUGAGUGAGAUCAAGGAAAGCCUGAAGUGGGAAACGGAGCGGGCUGGCCAUGUUCUGGACCACCUGCUGAAAGAAGGUCUGGCCUGGCUGGACACCCAAGCUUCAGGGGAAUCUCAGUAUUGGCUUCCUGCCCUCUUCUCUGAGCUGUCCUCGCAAGAUGUCACACCUGAGGAGGCCAAUCAGAUGGUCCCUUGAAAUGUUCUGUUUUAGCAAAUUGGAAGGAAGUUCAAAUGGGAAAAAAGGUUAUUUUCUGCGUGUGAAAAGAUUUUCAAUGUAACCUGAAUGAGAUAUAUAUAUAAUAUACAUACACACACACACGUGUUUUUUUCAUAUUGUAUAUAUAUAUUUCUAAUUAAUAGAACAAAACAUGGUGAAUGUUAUAUCAUUUUAAAAAUUAAUUUAGUUUUUAUUUUAGCUGCAGAUUAAAGUUGAUAGCAAACAUUUUGUACUCAA
Molecule: messenger RNA, 1375 nt
Organism: Paramormyrops kingsleyae
Lineage: Eukaryota; Metazoa; Chordata; Actinopteri; Osteoglossiformes; Mormyridae
Gene: snf8
Product: SNF8 subunit of ESCRT-II
Biological process (GO): protein transport to vacuole involved in ubiquitin-dependent protein catabolic process via the multivesicular body sorting pathway
Cellular component (GO): ESCRT II complex
Source: RefSeq, a predicted model, not a curated record